Molecule: messenger RNA, 1784 nt
Organism: Eubalaena glacialis (North Atlantic right whale)
Lineage: Eukaryota; Metazoa; Chordata; Mammalia; Artiodactyla; Balaenidae
Gene: POF1B
Product: POF1B actin binding protein
Exons: 16
Coding region: 1-1773 (590 amino acids)
Biological process (GO): actin filament organization; bicellular tight junction assembly; epithelial cell morphogenesis
Cellular component (GO): adherens junction; actin filament; bicellular tight junction
Molecular function (GO): actin filament binding
Source: RefSeq, a predicted model, not a curated record
AUGAUGAGCUCAAACUAUUGGAGUGAGAUUAGCAGCAGCAGCUGUGGGACUCAGCAAUCCCCAGAAGGGCUGCAGUGCCAGCCCCAGCAUUACCACUGCUACCAUCAGUCAAGCCAAGCCCAGCAGCCUCCAGAAAAAAAUGUAGUGUAUGAGCGAGUGAGGACCUACAGUGGGCCCAUGAACAAGGUGGUUGAGGCCUUGGACCCCAUCGGCUCACGGGAAGUGUGCUCCUCUCUCAAAACUGCCUCCUCCUACCAAAGCUUGCUUUGGAGCGACCGUUCCCAGGAACUUCAUUCUCCAACUCUGAAAAUAUCUACUUGUGCCCCAAGCACUCUACAUAUAACCCCAAAUACUGAACAGGAACUCCAUUCUCCAACAGUGAAAGUCACUGCAUAUCCGCAGACCACUAUUAGGCAAUAUGUAGUGCAAAAUCCUGAACAGGAACCACUGUCGUCAUUCCUAAGAGGAGGCCAUUUCUUUCCAGGAAAUAAUGUUAUUUAUGAAAAAACCAUAAGAAAAGUGGAGAAGCUAAAUAUGGAUCAGGAAUGCUAUCCUCAGGUUCAGUGCCAUCAUCACAUUGUCCAACAGCCCCAGAUCUUCCACUCUCUACACUGUCAACAAUCCCAUUCUAGCCAGCAAAUCCAAACCAUCACAGGAAGUGAUUCAAUUUCUACAAACACUGGAAUUGAACUGUAUCAUAGUGAUUCAAACCAUACACAUGAGCAGGUGAUAAUUCAGGAUGAUGGCCCUGAAAAAUUGGACCCCAAAUAUUUUGGAGAGUUGCUUGCUGAUCUAAGCUGUAAAAAUACGAAUCUAUAUCACUGCUUAUUAGAACAUUUGCAGAGAAUUGGAGGAAGCAAACAAGACUUUGAGUCUACAGAUGAGUCAGAAGACAUUGAAUCGUUGAUUCCUAAAGGAUUGUCAGAAUUUACAAAACAGCAAAUUCGCUAUAUUCUGCAGAUGAGGGGUAUGUCUGAUAAAUCACUCCGGCUAGUGCUGUCCACAUUCAGCAACAUACGGGAGGAGCUUGGACAUCUUCAGAAUGACUUGAGAUCACUGGAAAAUGACAAGAUAAGAUUUGAGAAAGACUUGGCAUUCAAAGAAACUCAAAUAAAAGAGUAUGAAGAACUCUUAGCAUCAGUGAGAGCAAAUAAUCGCCAGCAGCAGCAAGGACUUGAAGACUCAACCUCAAAAUGCCAAGCAUUGGAAGAAAACAAUCUUUCUCUUCGGCAUACACUAUCAGACAUAGAAUAUAAACUAAAAGAACUGGAAUACUGUAAGCAUAAUUUAGAGCAAGAGAAUAAAAAUCUUAGAGUGCAGCUUUCAGAGACUUGCACAGGCCCGAUGCUGCAGGCUAAAGUGGAUGAGAUUGGCAACCAUUACAUGGAGAUGGUAAAAAACUUAAGAAUGGAGAAAGAUAGAGAGAUCUGCAAACUAAGGACUCAAUUAAAUCAGUACCAAAAAGAUGUUUCAAGAAGAGAAGGAAGUUGCAGUGACUUCCAACUCAAGAUUCACGAACUGACAAGCUUGCUGGAAGAGAAGGAUUCCCUUAUAAAGCGUCAAUCAGAGGAACUCUCGAAGUUGAGACAAGAUAUAUAUUCAUCUCAUAACCAACCCUCCAGUGGUGGAAGGACAACUAUUACCACUAGAAAGUACAGGUCACAAUAUCCAAUCCUAGGCCUCAUGUAUGAUGACUAUGAAUAUAUACCACCAGGUAGUGACACACGGACUACUGUCAUUGAGAAAACAGAAGACAAAUGGACUUGUCCGUGAAUGAAUCUCCA